AUGGCCUACGAGAGGGACCGGGUGCCAGUUGUUGAGGCUCGACUGGAGAUAAAUGCCGGCGUGCAGGGUACGCAUUACAAUGACGGUCGUCCAUUCUUUGCUGUAGUGCCCAGGGUAAUUCUUCCAUUGAGUGUAGAGGAGAGUACAAGGCAAAGGGAGCUACUUCAAUAUUCAAGUGUGGUGGAAAGCAGAAAAUGGAAGCCAAGCUUGGAGCAAAAGCAGAUAUUAGAGUCUAUGUGGGCUUCUGGAACAAGAAAACCACCGUGUGAAGCCCAGAUAGAUGAAAUUACCUCUCAUCUACACAGCUUUAUGGGAAAGCGGAAGCCAAAAAUGUAUAUUAUUGGUUUCGCAAUGAAGGUACUCGAGAGAAACGCAGAAAACAACAAUCAGAAGCCAUAUGAAUGUGAUCUUCUUACUGAUAUACUUUUAUAUAUUGUUACAGAAGUUAUAUACAGAAGUUAUAUACAAGAUUCUGAUUGCUCUGCACAAUCAAACCAGUUGGAAAACAGGGUUAAUGUAGAGGGAGAAGAAGAAGAAGCGCAGAGAACUUUGGAACUUUUUCCUCUGCAUCCUGAUAGAGGCCGUUUAUUAUAG
This is a messenger RNA of Cryptomeria japonica (Japanese cedar), 594 nucleotides long. RefSeq lists its product as uncharacterized. Gene Ontology annotation, molecular function: DNA-binding transcription factor activity. The coding region runs from base 1 to 594 and encodes 197 amino acids. Gene Ontology annotation, biological process: plant organ development. NCBI's taxonomy places the organism in Eukaryota, Viridiplantae, Streptophyta, Pinopsida, Cupressales, Cupressaceae. The record is from RefSeq and is a predicted model, not a curated record. The transcript has 4 exons.